Trypanosoma theileri is the source of this 387-nucleotide messenger RNA. RefSeq lists its product as uncharacterized. The annotation marks the transcript as partial. The transcript has a single exon. NCBI's taxonomy places the organism in Eukaryota, Euglenozoa, Kinetoplastea, Trypanosomatida, Trypanosomatidae. The record is from RefSeq and is a predicted model, not a curated record.
AUUGAGGAGGCAAAAAGGGUGGCAGCACAGGAAAUAGAAGAAGAGAGAAAGGCCAAAAAAGAAGAGGAACGGAGGGUCAGAGAGGAACGAGAGAGGUUGGAAAAGGAAAAAAAGGAGAGAGAGGCUAAAGAAGAGGAAGAAAGACUGGAGAAAAGGAAAAAGGAGGAGCAGGCGAGAAGGGCUGAGGAGGAAGAGCGGUACAGAAAAGCCAAGGAGGAAGAGGAGGCGAAAAAGGCUAGAGAAGAGCAGGCCAAACAGGAGUUGGAGAGAAUGGCCAAGGAAGAGCAAGCCAAAAUAAAGAUGGACAUCAGCAACGGUCCUUUGUUGGCGAAUGCUCCCCUACCUCUUCUUUUGUUGUGUGUGCUGGGUUGCACUGUCGUGUGCUGA